GGCGGCCCAGGGGGGUGGACACCGGACCCUGCUCUAUGGUCACGCCAUCCUCCUACGCCACUCCUUCAGUGGAAUGUACCUGACCUGCUUGAAGACGUCAAGAUCGUUGACAGACAAACUGUCAUUUGACGUGGGAUUACAAGAACAUUCAAUCGGUGAGGCAUGCUGGUGGACCAUCCACCCUGCGUCCAAGCAAAGGUCAGAGGAGAGAAGGUCCGUAUCGGAGACGACCUAAUCCUGGUCAGCGUGUCCACAGAGAGGUAACCUGCACCUGUCCAUCUCUAACGGUAGUGUUUCCAGGUGGAUGCCUCCUUUAUGCAGACUCUGUGGAACGUUCAGCCUACCCGGUCAGGAAGCAACGUGGCUGUGGGAUUCCUGUGUGGUGGUCACGUGAUGCGUCUGUGUCACGGACAUGAUGAGAGUCUGACCAUACCUGGAUCAGAGGCCAGCGAGAUGGAGCAGAGGAUAGUGAACUAUGAGAUGGGUAAAGGAAUUUCCAAGUCCCGCUCCCUAUGGAGGCUGGAGCCCCUCAGGAUCGGCUGGAGCGGUAGCCACAUUCGCUAUGGGCAGGCGUUCCGUCUGCGACACCUGUCCACCGGUCACUACCUGGCGCUGACCGAAGAGCAGGGUCUGGUCCUACAGGAGAGAGAGAAGUCCGAUACCAAGUCCACCGCUUUCUGCUUCAGGGCUACCAAG
Molecule: messenger RNA, 696 nt
Organism: Salvelinus sp. IW2-2015
Lineage: Eukaryota; Metazoa; Chordata; Actinopteri; Salmoniformes; Salmonidae
Product: ryanodine receptor 3-like
Biological process (GO): release of sequestered calcium ion into cytosol by sarcoplasmic reticulum; striated muscle contraction
Cellular component (GO): Z disc; calcium channel complex; sarcoplasmic reticulum membrane
Molecular function (GO): ryanodine-sensitive calcium-release channel activity
Source: RefSeq, a predicted model, not a curated record